AUUUCCAUACUUUGCAAAGAACAAAAGGAUAGAUUAAAAUGGAAAAAAUAGAGGACCAAGCUGUUUUGGAAAAAAUAGCCAACAUAACAGGAGACGUAAUCAAAAAUGCACCCCCUGUGAAGAAUGAUAAGAAGAAGAAAAAGAAAAAGAGAAAAAACGCACCAACGCAAGAGCAGAAGCAAACCAACGGAGCGAAUAACAAAAAGGCAAAAAAAAGAACAGACCUGUUUAGUGAUUUUAAAAUUCAGCAAAAGAAAGAAAUAUGUAAAUUUUUUUUUAGGAAGGGAAAAUGUAUCCACGGUGAAAAAUGUACCUACUCCCAUGACGUCACACCGAUAUAUAAAAUUUCAAAGUUGUGCAAAUUUCUAGUGAAAGGAACAUGUCAAAAAGAAAAUUGUAUUUUCUCCCAUGAUUAUAAACUCUUCUUUUGUCGAAAUAAUGUCAUUUACAAUUCGUGUUUAAAUCCACUGUGUAAAUUCAAGCACAUAAAAAUAGACAGCUCAAUUAAUAACGCUGAUCAGUACAAUAUAGAGGUGGAUAACAUUCUUAGCAAAGAUGAUAAAAUCAGGUUUCUCUAUAAUAAUAAAUAUUAUUUAAUGGAGUUGUUAAUUAAUAAGUACCAUAAAUUUGAUAACUUCGAACAGAAGGAUAUAGACGAUUUGGCCAAGAAGGAAAACUACCCCUGGUUUAUCAAUGGCAUUAUUGAUCUGAUCAAAUUAGAUUAUAAACUUAGUAAGGCAGAAGCCUUUUUAAAAUUAGUUUAUAACUAUAAACAGAAGGUUCUUAAUGGGAAAGCUUCAGUGCCUAGUAGUACUGAAAAUGUCAAGCAUAACGACAAUAAAGAUAUUUGCAAAGACUCCUCUAUUAGCGCUGAUUAUACAAAAGUGGCAGAAGAGUAUGUAGAGGGUAGCAAUGCAGAUGGGGAAAAGGGUACACACGAAAACAGUAACAACACUCCCACGGCGAACGAUAACAACGUCAAUGGGAACACUGGUGAGGAAAAUUUCAGUGAUUAUAAAUUUUACUCAAGUGACGAGGAAGAGGAUUACAGCAAAUACCUCAAUAAAUACUUCGACAUGGAUGGGUAG
Molecule: messenger RNA, 1088 nt
Organism: Plasmodium coatneyi
Lineage: Eukaryota; Apicomplexa; Aconoidasida; Haemosporida; Plasmodiidae
Product: Zinc finger protein
Exons: 2
Coding region: 39-1088 (349 amino acids)
Biological process (GO): negative regulation of DNA-templated transcription
Cellular component (GO): nucleus
Molecular function (GO): RNA binding; metal ion binding
Source: RefSeq, a predicted model, not a curated record